AUGGCAGGGUUACGGUGGGUCUUGCUGUUAUAUGCGCACGCGGCCGCGAUGGCGUCGAAGCCGCGGAGCGUUAACCUCGCUCUGGAGACGACGUUCGAGUUCAACGAGAAAAAGGACAUGGCGCUGAUAAAAAACGUGCGCCAGUUCCUCAACAGGAUCGAGAGCAACGUCGAGAGGAAGCUAGCCGCGCGCGAGCGGCCCAACGAGACGAGCUACCCGUUCACGGAGUUCCUGCGGGACCUUAUCUCGGUCCUGAACUCUUACGAGGACGACGACUUCCGGGGCGUGUUCAAAGCGCUCCACCACGUGGUGAGCACUCACAGGGGCGGGGGCGGGGUGAACGGAGUAAUCGACAGCUCGCUCAGGCCCGCCCUGUUGGACGCGCUGAAGAGGAGUAUCGAAACACCGGUGCGGCUGCAGAAGGAGCGCUUGAGCAAGCUGUCGUUUGUUCUGCGCAGUGCGGACAGGUCGCACGCGAGCUUCGUGAACUUCCUCAACCUGCUGUACAAGGGCAAGCCGGCGUCGGGGCUGAGGAGGAUCCUGAGGGGCUUCAGGCUGUUCCGACGGCGGACGGGCAGCGAGAACUUGCGCGAGUUGGUCCGCGACGCCGUGGAGUAUUUGGUGUACGCGCAUUACGCCGGCUUGGACGCGAGCGUCCGCCGCGACGUAGGCGCGUGGCUGCGGACGCUGCUGAAGGAGCCGACCGCUGGCCGGAGCAAGCUCGGGACCGCUAAACCGCUGGCGAGGCAGCGGCUGAGCAGCGCGAAGAGAGCCAGCCGGCACACCUUCGUCACGCUAUACCCCGAGGCGAUAGACCUGAACGGGAUGACGCAGAGCGCGGCCGCCCCGUGGAAGGAGAUCACGGUGCCGAAUAAAAAUCGCUUCUAUUUGGUCAAGGGCAAACGGAGGUCGUGGAAGGGAACCGGCAACGGGGACGAGUCGAGCGGGUCCAGUUUGGAGAUAGCGACGGUUAGGAACUCAUCAACGACAGCAUCACAAGGGCGUAGAGAACGGCCAACAGAUACAACGUUUAACCCUCGCAAAGCUUUCGCCGCGAAACCUUCGUCACGCCGAUUGGGUCAAAGCCACCGGGGCGUUAACUCGAGCGAUCCGUCCGCGGUGACAACCCUAGCGAAUUGCAGCGACUUGACCUCCGUGAGCUAUUUAGAGCGAAUAAAGCACCUCGAGGAGCAACUCAGCGAGAUGAAGAGCGAGCUGAGGGCCAAGGCGUCUGCGAACUCAGUAGGGACCGACACGCCCCCCAUCGACCAGUACGACUACCCGGACGACAAGGCGGACUCGAAGCGUUUCGCGACGGUCGCAAAUAACGCAUCGGACGAGACGAACUCAACCGAAACCGUGGAAGCUGAUGCGGUGUUCAGGACCGAGGGCAAUUCAAGCAGCAUCCCGCUGGGCGACAGCCCCCUGUCGACCGAGAUCAAAGAGUUCCUAAAGAAGCAACCGCGGCUCCUCGAUGUGCAGCGCGCCAACCAUUCGACCACCGUCAGCGUUACUGAACACGAAGCGGCCGAUAAGAGUGCGGACGAAGGAGACACCGUAGCCACCACUGAACACGGAGUGGCCGAUAAGAGUGCGGAAGACGCGACUACGGUUGCCGGCACCGCUGCGGAAACAGCGCACGGGAAACAGCAACACAACCAGACGCCAUCAGACACAACCGAAGCGACCAAAGUGGUGAACGGAACCCAGCUAACUACCGUCGCAAGCCUCGCGAACAACGCUACGCUGUACUUCGACCCGGCAAUCAAUCUGAUCCGG
This is a messenger RNA of Iphiclides podalirius (scarce swallowtail), 1779 nucleotides long. NCBI's taxonomy places the organism in Eukaryota, Metazoa, Arthropoda, Insecta, Lepidoptera, Papilionidae. The record is from the annotation of a GenBank genome assembly.